AUGAAAGACCACCAUUUUUUUGCAGGAUCUGAAGACGAUACUGUCGAAACUGAACGACCUUUUCAUUCGGAGAAUGAAAGAAAUUUGAGGUAUUUUAGCUUUUGUAUUUCCUUUGGCCAAGUAAAAAAACUAACACAUAUCAUCUUAUUGCCACUUUUGGGUAUUUUCAGUAAUUGUCCUUUGCGGAAAAUGUUGCGAGAAUUUCCAGGACGACGAUCAUCGUCUCUAACCGAUCUUCGAAAGAUUGAAAUAAACAGGAACCUCAACCUAAAUGUUAGUAAAAGCCAGGAAAGUAUCUCCAUAUCAAAAAGUGAUAUCUCUUAUGGUGACUCCCAACGUGAAGUUACCCAGCUGUCAAUGAAUAACUCCAAUUCCCACCUGCCAGAUGUUUGGGAAAACUACGAGCGAAGGCAAAUGGUAAGUGUUAAGAUCAGUAAAUAAAAGCUAAACCUAAAAAACUGAGACUAUUCUAACAUGUUUGAGAGCUGACGAAGUCCGCUCAGCAAGUCCAAACACAACGCACAUAGUCGCCCGUUUUCGGUCACGUCAGUCAAGGGCCCGUAAGGAGGAUCCCAAAAUGUUCCAGUUGUACAACAUCCGCCCCUAACACGAUUUAAUUAGUCGUUGUGGCUUUUUAACUUUACUGGCUGGGUUUGCGAAUUUUUCUCUGUCGGUCUCUCUUGCUAAUUUCAUUGGAAUUGGCGCUGCCUUCUCGGAUUCAGGUGCCAAUGGACUCGAGAGAGUGUCACGAGGCUGGUACUUUUGAGAGGGGCCCUUGUGCUUGGCGUCCUGAGAGGAUCAUUUGGAACAGGGAUGAUCUGUCUUCUAUUUCUCCUGUAAGCAAGUCCACAUUCAUCUUCCAGCAGGUACUAUCUUAGCAACAAUUCAGAUUUGCGCCAUUUCCUUUCACCAUUUGGACGAAACCGUCCUGUCCCCAACUUCGAGUGAAGGCAAAUCUCUACACUGUUUGUCGUAAUUAGACUUGGCAUUACGCUGUUACUGAUGAAACGGCUUCAGAACGUGAUCAUGGCCUACCGGCUGAGAUAACAAGAGACGUCGAUGAGUUGCUAUCAUUGUUCGAGUGCGUCGACUCAUCAGCAGCUGCGCAAGUGUAG
Porites lobata is the source of this 1115-nucleotide messenger RNA. Lineage: Eukaryota; Metazoa; Cnidaria; Anthozoa; Scleractinia; Poritidae. The record is from the annotation of a GenBank genome assembly.